AUGUCGACUCCCGAGCGCGAUUCCAAGCAGUGGUUCAGUGAGACUGAAGCCAUGUGGCCUGGUCAGAAGUUCUCGCUCGAGAUCGACCACGUUUUGUUCCAAGGCAAGUCCGACUUCCAGGACGUGCUCGUAUUCCAGUCGGCUACAUACGGCAACGUGCUCGUGCUGGACGGCGUGAUCCAGCUCACCGAGCGCGACGAGUUCGCGUACCAGGAAAUGAUCACGCACCUGCCCCUGUUUGCCCAUAAUCAACCCAAGCGCGUGCUCAUUGUCGGUGGUGGAGAUGGCGGCGUGCUACGGGAAGUCACCAAGCACGACUGUGUCCAGGAGAUCGUCAUGUGCGAGAUUGACUCGAUGGUGUGCGACGUGUCGAAGAAGUUCUUCAAACACACGGUCGCCACGGCCUUUGACGACCCCCGGGUCACGCUGCUGCACGCAGAUGCUGCUGUGUACUUGAAAGAGCACACGUCGGACAAGUUCGACGUCGUCAUUGUUGACUCGUCGGAUCCUGUUGGACCUGCAGAGGUGCUCUACCGUGCCGAGUUUUACGAGAGCAUGAAGCAGUGUUUGUCGCCCGACGGCGUGAUUUGCACCCAAGGUGAGUGCCUCUGGCUGCACCUCGACCUCAUUGCUGACGUGAUGCAGCGCUGUCGAGCGCUUUUUCCCUCGGUCAACUACUCGUACACGACGAUUCCGACCUACCCGUCCGGUCAGAUUGGCUUCAUCAUGUGCUCCCUCGAUGAGAGCGAGGGUGUGCUCGUGAAACCCAAGCGCACACCGGACGAUAAGAUGGAGCAGACUCUGCGGUACUACAAUGCCAAGAUCCACGAAGCUUCGUUUGUGCUGCCCAACUUUGCUGAGCGCAAGAUCGCCACGGUGCGCAAGUGA
Peronospora matthiolae is the source of this 888-nucleotide messenger RNA. NCBI's taxonomy places the organism in Eukaryota, Oomycota, Peronosporomycetes, Peronosporales, Peronosporaceae. The record is from the annotation of a GenBank genome assembly.